AUGGAGAAGAAACCAAAAGAACCCAAAACGCCAACGGCAGGCUUUGCAUCAAUAAACGAAGACCUUAUUCAAAAUAUACUAAAGAGAAUACCAGCUUUAUCUUUUGCAUCAGCAGCAUGUGUUAGCAAAUCAUGGAACCAAAAUUGCCGUCGAAUCCUCUCCAGACCGAAGCUUGCCUCUGCUUUUUCUCUCAAUCCUGACCAAAAGAUUGCAUUAGAAGAGGUUGUCGAUAAGGUUCUCUCCGAGCCAAUUAGACCCCAGUUUGCCAUUGCAAAUGUUGUUGGGAGUGAAGUUGAUAUGAGUGGAAAACUUGAUUUCUUAGCAGCCAAACUUGGUUCCAAAAUUCCAAUUAUUGUUUCUUGUGCUAGUGGAAUGAUGGGAAGAGAUGCUGUUACUGAUGAAUAUAAAGAGGUUAUGAUAGAAGAUUUUUGGGUUGAUGGUGCAUCGAAUUCAGGCUUUGGUGUCGUGCUGACUGUGGGGUUUUUACCAGGACUAAAAGUUGAUGCCAUCCCACUGCUGCGUCCAAGAAAGGCACAGGGAGUGGCAAUGGUUGACAACUUUGUGAUGGAUAUUAGGAAUUAUGCAGCUUCUGUUUCUGGUUCCACAUCACCAGUUCUGAUAAUAAUGUUUGGAAGCGAAAAAACUGACCAGAAACCUGUAGUGGAAAAGCUGGAUCUUGCCAUGUCAAGAGAAACUACUGUUGUUGGUGACGAGAGAGCCAAGUUUGUAUACAGAAGUGGCAUAGAGUCAAGAAAUGUGUAUGGGAGUAAUGGUGAAUAUUUUUCUGAUGCAGUUGCUCUUGUUUUUGCAAGGGAUAGAGAAAAACCUUCUGGUGCAGGGGAAAUCCAUUUCCACUCUGCAUUAUCAACUGGUGUUUCUGCGACAGGUCCAAGGUACAAGGCAGUUUCUGUCAAAGAGAUUGAAUCUGAGACUGGUCUUAGUACUUCUCUUACUGUCAGAAGAGAAGGAGAACAAGAGAUCCUAGGUGGUCAAAGGAUUAUAGAUGACAUCAUCAAUGAGUUGGGGAACCAAACAAAACUGUUCAUUGGGGUUUCUUACCAAAGAAAAUGCUUUAGUGGGUCAGAGAAGCCAAGACCGACGAGAUCCUUGGCUAUCCAUGAAGUUAUGGGAGCAGAUACAGUGAACCUUUAUGUUAAUGGAGUUGGCAUCAAAACUGGAGACUAUUUUCGCCUUUACCAUUCAGAUCCAAGCACUGCAUCAUCUUCAAGUCGUAAUGUCUCCAAGAAUUUCAGAAACCUGAAGCUAGACUGGAGCUUUAGAAGCUGCCAGCUUCAUGUAGGUGGGGGUGUUGGUAAUGAGGAAGUCAUUGGAGGUUUCGUCUUUGCUUGUUGGGGCCGUGGUGAAUCAUUCUUUGGACACAGCAAUGUUGAUAGCUCACCAUUGUUGGACAAUUUUCCUGAGGUCCCAAUGGCGGGAAUAUUUACUUAUGGAGAAAUCGGACGUGGGUUUUCAAUCUUGAAUGAAGAUGAAUUAGGCCAAGAAGAUGAGACUUUGCAUUUCUGUUCACAUGUUUAUAGCACUGUAUAUUUGUUGGUGUCUUAUACUCCAGCACUUCUACAGAUCGCAAGGACUGCUUUUGCUAACCUCACCACUGAGGAUUGGGUACAUAGAGUCAACGUUUAUGAUAUUACUCAGAUACCGAACGAUGUCCCCAUUAAUGUAACAUUGAAUUGUUCAUGCGGAGAUAAGCAUGUGUCAAAGGAUUAUGGAUUGUUCAUGACCUACCCGCUUCGGCCCGGAGAGACUUUGGCAUCCUUAGCAGCGGAGUCCGGUGUGCCGGCCGAUUUGCUAGUGAGGUACAACCUAGGGACGAAUUUGAAUGCAGGGAGUGGAAUUGUUUAUGUGCCGGCAACAGAUCAAACUGGAAACUAUCCUCCACUAAAGAUCAAUGCAACUGGAAUCUCAAGCAGAGUCAUCGCAGGCAUAUCUGUUGCAGGAGUUGCUGGAGCUUUCUUUUUCGCCUCUUGUUUUUAUUUUGGACUUUACAGAAGAAGAGUGGUUAUGGCAUCAUUACUCCCAGAAGCAGCUGAAAGCCCCUAUAUUCACCAUAGGCUUGGCUCCAGUAAUAUAUUGGAGAAGACUUCGGAAACAGCUGCUCUUGUUGGUUCUCCGGGGCUAACAGGUAUUACAGUAGACAAAUCUGUGGAGUUCUCUUAUGAAGAGCUUGCUAAGGCCACUGAUGACUUCAACAUAGCUAAUAAGAUUGGGCAAGGCGGGUUUGGAAUAGUGUACUAUGCUGAACUAAGAGGCGAGAAAGCUGCAAUCAAGAAGAUGGAUAUGCAAGCAUCGAAAGAAUUUCUCGCUGAGCUGAAGGUUUUGACACACGUUCAUCACUUAAACCUGUCAUCGAGUCACAUGCGAAACAAUUUUCGGCAGGUGCGCUUAAUAGGAUAUUGUGUUGAAAGUUCCCUAUUCUUGGUCUAUGAGUUCAUUGAGAAUGGAAAUCUAAGUCAUCAUUUGCGUAGUAAUUCGGGAAAGGUGCCGUUGUCAUGGCCAGCUAGGGUACAAAUAGCUCUAGACUCAGCCAGAGGCCUUGAAUACAUCCAUGAGCAUACUGUGCCUGUAUAUAUCCACCGUGAUGUGAAAUCAGCAAACAUUUUGAUCGACAAAAACUUCCGCGGAAAGGUUGCAGAUUUUGGUUUGACGAGGCUUACUGAAGUAGGAAGUGCUUCAUUGCACACACGCCUUGUAGGUACAUUUGGAUACAUGCCUCCAGAGUAUGCUCAAUAUGGAGAUGUCUCUGCCAAGAUAGACGUAUAUGCAUUCGGAGUCGUGCUCUAUGAACUUAUAUCUGCCAAGGAAGCGGUUGUCAAGACCAAUGAAUUUAUCACUGAAUCUAAGGGACUUGUAGCUUUGUUUGAGGAUGUUCUGCGUCAGCAGGAUCCAAGAGAAAAUCUUCCUGAACUUGUUGAUCCUAGGCUUGGAGAUGACUACCCUCUGGACUCAGUUUGCAAGAUGGCCCAGCUUGCUAGAGCUUGCACACAAGAAAAUCCUCAAGUAAGGCCAAGCAUGAGGUCAAUUGUGGUUGCGCUUAUGACACUUUCCUCCUCAUCUGAGGAUUGGGAUGUUGGUUCUGUCUAUGAAAAUCAAGCUAUAGUCAAUCUCAUGGCAGGGAGGUAG
Messenger RNA from Dovyalis caffra, 3141 nucleotides. Lineage: Eukaryota; Viridiplantae; Streptophyta; Magnoliopsida; Malpighiales; Salicaceae. The record is from the annotation of a GenBank genome assembly.